UUUCCUUUGUCCCGACCUCUGGGGAGAGUGGGGUCACGGCGUCAGACGGACGUGUCGGAAUCGCCAGCGCUCCCUACCGUCCCGAUCCUGGCCGGAGUGAUGGGCGGCGGAUGGGCCAAGGCCCGGGGAGGCUGAGGCUGAGGAGGCAGUUUGGGGCCUGGAGACUGGAGACUGGGGACUGGGUUUUGCUUCCGGGUCGGUGGUGACGGCGCCAUAUUGAUCAGUUGGAGCGCGGAGCGGCAGCCGAGGGUGGUGAGUGAAAAGCUAAAGCUGAACCCUCAACGCGACGCGACGCGACGCGCUCCCCUUGUGCCCCUUCUCCGGGGAGGAUAUGAUCUCACUUUAUGGAGUUUCUCAUCCAUUGAGGUAGAUUGGAAACACUACAACCUUUUAUUUUUCUGUUGGUAACUUUGAAACGUUUAUUGUUGGACCUCUGAGGAUGUGGGACCAAGGUAGUCAACCUUGGCAGCAGUGGCCUUUAAGCCAGCAACAGUGGAUGCAGUCAUUUCAGCAGCAACAGGAUCCAAGUCAGAUUGACUGGGCGGCAUUAGCACAAGCCUGGAUUGCUCAGAGAGAGGCCUCCGAGGAAUCUGCAGCACCGCAACAGCCAGUGAUAAUACCCAAUGGACAGGCGGUACAUGGUAUUGAAAAUAGUCAAGAAAAUCAUGGAAGCUUUCCGGGAGAUCCUAAUUUCAACAGAAUGUGGGAACAGGACUGGGGAAUGCAACAUCAUCGACCACCUCCCCCACCACCAGACCAGCAGUGGAUACCGACCCCAGCUCCCAUGGACAUAGUCCCUCCAUCAGAGGACAAUAGCCAGGACAGUGGUGAGUUUGCUCCAGACUCUAGGCGUAUGUUCAAUCAAGUCAAUAACAACAAUUUUGGAGGAGCACCAGAAAACUUUGGAAUGGGAUCUGUGCCCGUCAGCCAGUUUGAUUAUCAGCAUGGUGCAGCUUUUGGUCCCCCAGGAGGGUUUCAUCCACCUUACUGGCAACCUGGUCCACCGCCGAACCGUAGAGACAGGCCAGCUUACAGGGAUCGUCCACGGUCACCCAUAACAGUAAAACAAGACCCUCCUGCACUCGAUGCUGUGAAACGCAGAACACUGCCAGCUUGGAUUCGCGAGGGUCUGGAGAAGAUGGAGCGGGAGAAGCAGAAAAAGCUUGAGAAAGAACGAUUAGAAAAAGAGCGGGCUCAGUCAUCGAAGCACAAAAAAGACCCCGAAGAUGUGCCUGAAGAAACUGAUGGACCAAGGUUGCCUCACAAAAGUAAAUUUGACAGUGAUGAUGAAGAGGAAUAUGAAACGACUGAAACCAAAAGCAGUGACAAACAAAGCAGGAGUCCUUCACCUGUAGCCCAGGAAGAACAGAGCGAACCUGAAAUGACUGAAGAAGAAAAGGAAUUUCAGAUGAUGAUAAUGAUGAAGAUGCUGCUUACAGAGGUACUUUUGGAAGUAACAAAUGAAGAGAUAUAUUAUGUUGCCAGAGAAGCCCACCGUAAAGCUACUAAAGCUCCUGCAAAACAGCUGGCGCAGUCCAGUGCACUGGCUUCUCUAACUGGACUUGGUGGACUGGGCGGGUAUGGAUCUGACAGUGAAGAUGAGAGAAGUGAGAGAGCCUCUGAAUCCUCAGAUACAGAUGACGAAGAAUUGCACCGUAGAAUCAGACAAAAACAAGAUGCCUUCAGACGCAAAGAAAGGGAAUUACAGCUGUUGCUGCAACAGCAGCAGGAGAAACAAAUGGAAGAUACAAAGCAUCAUCAGGAGGGCAAAGUUUUCAGGGAGGUGGAUACUAAAGAACAGAGCAAAGAACAUGGUGGUGCAGUAAAGCAGGAAGGGAAGGAAAGGGAUUGUGAGACUAUUCCUGAAAAGAAAAGAACUCACAGUGAAACUGAACCCAACUCAGAAGUGGGCAAAAGUUUUAGUGAGAAAGGUUUGAAGGAAAAGGCCCCCAGAAACCGAAGCUCAUCCAGCAGUAGCAGUGUGAGCAGCAGCAGCAGUGGCAGUGGCAGCAGCAGUAGCAGCAGAUCUAGAAGCUCGAGCUCCAGUGCCAGCACAGAGAGCAGCAGUAGCUCAAAUUAUUCCCUUUCACCUAAAAGAAAGAAAAAGUGGAGCCAUAGCAGGUCCCCUUCCCAUAAAACCAGGCGCCGGAGCAGAAGCCAGAGUUACUCCCGCAGGCACAGGAGGGAGAGGAGCAGGAGCCGCGGUCAGCCUAGGAGGAGCAGUCGGACUGGGAGUUGGGAGAAAGAGCGGCAUAGGCACCGCAGUGUGUCCCGGAGCAGAAGGAGUAGGGACAGGCACAGGAGCAGAAGCAAAAGCAAUGCUAAGCGUGUCAGUCGCAGCAGGAGCAAAGAAAGACGGAGGAGUCCCGAAAGGCGCAGGAGCCGUAGUGGAGGCAGAGUGAAGCAAAGGGGCAGCAGUAAAGACAGGGACAGGAAAAAGGUUAGGAGUGGGAGUGCAGAGAGGGUUAAGAAGAGAGAGGAGAAGAAAAGGGAUAGGGAAAAGGAACAGGACAGAAAGAAAGAAAAACAGAAGAGUAAGGAUAAACAGAAAGAAGAUAAUGACAGCCGCAAGUCGAGCAGUCAGGAUGAGAGUAAGCUGAAGCGCAAGAGGGAAUCGGACCGGAUGUACCCAGGUGGUACCUGCAGUAAACUUCCACAGCAGUAUUCUAGGCAGGAUAGCAAAUCCAGCAAGAAAGGAUCUGCAAAGGAUGUCAAAAAGCACUCAGACACUGAAUCUAGUGCAAGGAGCAGCUCUCGUUCUCCAGAUAGCAGGGAGAAGAAGGCAAAGAAAUCAAAACGCAGUCGCUCAAGAUCAGUGGAAAAACCUCAAAGGUCUGGUAAGAAGGCAAGCCGCAAACACAAGUCUAAAUCACGAUCAAGGUCGCGAACACCCCAUAAUCGUAAGCAUUAAGGGGGAAAGCUCCAGCACCCUUGCUGUGAUCAGAAAUUCCAUGAGUUUUGGAGGAUUGUCUCAUUAUAGAGGCAUAUAUGACAACUGUGUAGGUGUUUAUAUGUAUAUAGGUGUAAAUUUUUUCCAAGUGCUGUCUAUAGUUCAGUACUUGCUUAGGGUUUUAUUUGUAUUGCAUUCUUCAGAGAUUAUUCACACUGUAAACAGUUUGCUUUCAGUUGUAACAUUUUAAUAUAAUCUGUAGUCGGCUGUCAAUAAACUUUUCAGGUUGGUUUUGUUAAAACAUUUCCUACUGUUUACUGCUGAUGUUAAUGGCGUUUUAAAAGGUAUGUGAAUCAAAAUCUGAAAGAUAUUGAAUGAAGAGCACUUGAAUGCAAAGCCGUAAUGUCCAUUGUAAGGUUACACAAAAACAAAGAGUCAUUUAGAUUCUGAGACUGGGUUGCGGUCUUCAGUUAAUUCCCACCUGUAAUCUGUGCAUAUGUUUAAAGCUGUAUAUUAAAUUCCUUCAAAUUUUCUCUGGUAUAGAUUAAUGUGGAGUUCUCAUUUAAAAUAACUUGAGGGAAUAAUUUAUAGUCAGAGUUGUAUACAUUUUCAUUAGGAAAAUAACCAAACUUCAGUUCCUUUCUACCAGACUUGCAAGUCACAGCAGUUGCAUUUUUUGGAUGUCAGCUUUUCAAUGAAAUGUUAUUUAAUGUCAAUAAUUGAUACAUUAUUUUUAGUAGGACAAAUUGAGACUUCUCUGCAAGUUAACCUUUUCUGCAGAAGAAUUACAAGUAGCUGUACUUGUAGGAAGGAAGCGGUGUGGAGCCACCUGGAAGUUAGUGGUGUACGGAGUGGAGUAAAGCCCAGUAGAGUUUCAAAUUUGGUGUUUAACUAUGUUUGCCAGAUCCUUUAGCCUUCUUGGGGACUUCCUUGUUUAGUCAGAAUCAGUGACAUACGUUGUGAAGUUUGUUGUUUUGCAGCAACAGUGCAGUGCAAUACAUAAAAUAUACCAUAAAUUGCAAUAAGAAACACUGUAUAUGUUAAAAAUUUAAAUAAGUAGUGCAAAAACAGAGCUAAAAUAGUGAGAGUGUUCAAAAACCAUUGAGAAAUCUGAUGCAGAGGGGAAGAGGCUGUUCAAUGUGUCUUCAGGCUCCUGUACCUCCUACCUGAUGGUAGCAAUGAGAAGAAGGCAUGUCCUGGGUAGUGGGGUUCCUUAAUGAUGGAUGCUACCUUUUUGAGGCAUUGCUUUUUGAAGUUGUCCUCGAUGUCGGGGAGGCCAGUGCCCAUGAUGGAACUGGCUGAGUUUACAACUUACUGCAGCUUUUUCUGAUUCUGUGCAUUGGCCCCUCCAUACCAGACAGUGUUGCAACCAGUCAGAAUGCUCUCCAUGGUACAUUCUGAUUUAAACAGUAAACCUACAGGGAAACAUUUGAUGGAAUGAAACUAUAGAAGCAAGCUACAGAUUGGUUGAAAUAAUAAUUGUAGGAUGUGUGUGUUAUAAUUAACAUGGAAACAAAUGUUUCCAGAAUUCAGUGAGAUGAAGUGAUAUAAUUUCAAAAAGUCCAUCAAUUUCUUUGGUUUUAGUACACUUUGGGGCAAGGUGAAUUCAACAAAUUAUUGAAACUUGAGCCAUCCUUGUCAGUGAAGUACAAGGGUAAAAUAUAUUUUAUCUAUGCAUUGUCACUGAUUUCAGGCCCCUUCAUUGAAUUUUUCAUUAGAUGUAAACUCUUCUGGAAAGGUACAAAUCUUUCAAAAAUUUUCAAUUUUGUUCUACACAUUUGCAUUCCUGAAUUAAACAAUUAUUAAUAAUCUGGUAUUAGUUUUCAAAAAAAGCAAAAUAAUCCAUCUUGAUGCUCAACACCUAAUCUCAAACAAGUAUAUUUACAUCAAUAUUCAGAAUUAAAUGUGAGAUUUUAAUUUGAAAUCCAAACA
Molecule: messenger RNA, 4822 nt
Organism: Mobula hypostoma (lesser devil ray)
Lineage: Eukaryota; Metazoa; Chordata; Chondrichthyes; Myliobatiformes; Myliobatidae
Gene: pnisr
Product: PNN-interacting serine/arginine-rich protein
Exons: 12
Coding region: 440-2911 (823 amino acids)
Cellular component (GO): presynaptic active zone; nuclear speck
Molecular function (GO): RNA binding
Source: RefSeq, a predicted model, not a curated record